This is a messenger RNA of Helicoverpa zea (corn earworm), 922 nucleotides long. RefSeq lists its product as uncharacterized. Gene Ontology annotation, biological process: regulation of transcription by RNA polymerase II. The record is from RefSeq and is a predicted model, not a curated record. The transcript has 2 exons. Lineage: Eukaryota; Metazoa; Arthropoda; Insecta; Lepidoptera; Noctuidae. Gene Ontology annotation, cellular component: nucleus; transcription regulator complex. The coding region runs from base 140 to 922 and encodes 260 amino acids. Gene Ontology annotation, molecular function: DNA binding.
GAUAUGGUGUCUCACUCACUCGGCCGCCAGUCCGGCCGCCAGUGACGCUCCCACCUCAUUGCAUGCAGCACGUGUCGCAGUUAUGUUUUAUUUUUUAACUGCUUAUUUUAAUAUCUGAGUAGUUUGUUAACUGCAUACGAUGGAUAAUUUCGAUACAGAAAGGUUUAUUAUCGAAAUUCAAAGUAGACCAUCAAUUUGGGAUAUUUCCUCGUCAGAUUAUUCCGAUAGAGAUUUGAAAAAGAAAUGUUGGGAGGAAGUUGUAGAUUUAUUUGGAGAACAGGAGCAAACCGUUGAACAAAAAAAGAGCUUUGGGUUAGUGUUGCAAAAAAGGUGGAAAAGCAUCAGAUCAUGCUAUGCGCGGGAAGUCAAACGCCAAAGAAAUGUUAAGUCCGGGUCUGGAGCCACUAACCGCAAAAGCGAAUAUAUAUAUUUUAAGCAGUUACAGUUUCUACAAAAAGUAGUAGCUAUCAGAGAAGAAGGUGAAGAAGAAAAAAAUUCGGAGAGCACUGAAGUAGGCGAGCGACCAAAAAAAGUUACAAACAAACGUAAACUAGCAGUAGACGAUGAUCCUUUUAUUCAAGCAUUAAAUAAUUCAAUUGAGCAAAGACGCCGUGAGACAACAGAACAGAGACUACGCGAGACAGCUGAGGUUGACGAAGAUCGGCUAUUUUUGCUUUCAUUGUUGAGCACAUUAAAAAAUCUACCUCCUCAAAUUAAAAUGGCUACCAAAAUAAAGACGCUAACUUUGUUGAACGAUGCGUCAGGUUUUUCUGGUAACAGGACGUUUGAUUAUACUGGUCCGUCUUUUCGGAAUUCUCCAGAAAUUAAUCCAGGUGGCAGGAUGAUGAGUCAUGACACCUACCAUCCUGGUUAUUCGACGCAACGGCAAGUGAUUGCUACUGAGUAUCCUGGACCAAGUUAA